Molecule: messenger RNA, 1527 nt
Organism: Rotaria sp. Silwood1
Lineage: Eukaryota; Metazoa; Rotifera; Eurotatoria; Philodinida; Philodinidae
Source: the annotation of a GenBank genome assembly
AUGUCAAAUAGCGAAAAAGAUAGAUUAUGUGAUGGUCUUAAUUUUCAAUUAACAUUGGACAGAUUUAAUCAACAACGAAGUAGAUCAACAACUUUAAAAAGAAUAGCAACAAGUGAAGGGCAAAGAUUUGGUGAAAAUUCCGAUGAUGAAUAUAUUAAUGGUCAAUGGCAGAAUAAUAAUAAUCAGAGACGACAACAAUUAUCAUCAAAUACAGAUAAAAAUGAUAGGAAUAUUUCGAAUGGGAAUUCAUUACAAAUAUCUAAACAUGCAUUAAACUAUGCCAGUGAAUAUCAUUAUGCACCUUUUAAAUUAGAAUGUCAUCCAAAGCUAAUUGAUAAAAAACAAGGUCAAAAAUUAAUCAUGAACUUGAUUAAAUCGAUUAAAUCUGACUUUAUUACACAAAAUCCUAAGUUUAAUAAAAUAAUUUUAUUUGAUCUUUGGUGGAUUGAUUCCAAUGGUGAUUUACAAAUCAUCAUCAAAACAACUGAAUUAUAUGUUUAUUUAUUCAAAACAGAAAGAUAUCCGAAAGAAUUGAAUGGCAUCAAAAUCAUUCCUCAUCAUCCUUCUCAUCUUCCUCCACAACACACUGUUAUAAUAAAAUGGGUACAUCAUUCGAUUUCAAAUGAUGAUAUUAAAGAAGUAUUAAAUUCAAAAUAUGAAAGUAUAUUUUCAAUUGGGGAAAUGAUUGGAUCCAUUAAUGAUAAAACUCGUCAUGUAAAAAUUGAAUUAUUGAGUAAAAAUGAAUAUAAUAGUUUAUUAAAUGGUGGUAAAAUUAGUUUGUUUGGUCAUCUUUUUGAUGUUGAUGAAUUUCUUCCAGCACCAAAAGUAUUAAUCUGUGGUCGUUAUAAUUAUCGUCGACAAUUAAUCGAUGAAUUAAAAAAACACCCUGAAAGAUUGCCACCUGAUACACAUUUGUUUAUACCUUCUGAAUAUCGUAGUCAAAAUGAUAAAUCAAAAUCAAUAUAUAAUCAUGAAGUUUAUGAAUACCAGCAAUACCAUCGUUCAUCUCAAUUUCAAAGUAGAACAUACUACAAUCCCUGGCCAGAAAUUAAUUGUACCACAUCAACAACAACUAGCAAUAUUAUGAAUAUGAGUGGAACGAUUAAAAGUUUGUCUGAAGAACUUAAACAAGUACAACAGCGACAUGAAAAUGAACAAAAACGUAUUGAACAAAAAUUUAAAACUAGCUUGAUGAUGAUGAAUCAAGCAUUUAUUAUAAUGCAACAAAUACAACAAACACAACAAACAAUGAUUCGUACAAUGAAUGUUGCAGUUAGUCAAAACAUGUUCUCUACAUGUAUGAAAUUAACUGAACAUGUGCAUUCAAUUGUUAUGAAAUUAAAACCUCAAGUAAAUAAUAAUGAAUUUGAUGAAAUAAUACAACAAAUCAACGAUCAUGGUCAAUUCCUUACUGAAGCUCAUAAUGAAUAUUGUCAACAUCAAGAUGAAUUAAAAAAUAUUUCAACUAAACAAAUGCAAGCAUUAACCCAAGCAUUUGAUGUUGUAUUUAAAAAUGAUGAUAAUUAG